CUACCUGCUUUUGUUUAAUAGAAAAGAAGUAAAACGAAAUUUUAAUGCUACUAGUAAUUUCCACAUUUUAUGACAUGUUCAUAAAUUAUGGUGACAAUGUGGCGAUACAUUAUAUUUAUAUCAAUCAUAAAUCAUUUCGCUGUUGCUGACAUCAUCACCUACAUUAGUGGUGGUUACUACAAUGCAUCCUCUCCAUGUUUAUCUGCUCUUAUCCACUUUAAUACAACAAAUUCAAAUGGAAGCAGUUUUUAUUUAUCUAGCUCAUUUCCCAUAACGUUUACCACAAGUGACUGUAUCAUUUUUAACAAUGUUGGUGUAUGUUAUGUAUCAGUUCAACGUCGUUUUGCUGAUGGGCAUAAACAUAAAUUUCAAAUAACUAAGAAAUUCAAGAAUGGGACUCAAGUUGAAUUUUCCAGAGAUUUAAUGGUUAAUUUUGUUGAUAUUUUUGGUCCCUUAUUAAAUGUGUCCAUCAUCCCUGUACAAAAUGGAAUAAAAAUCAUGUGGAGCACUGGUAUCAAUAAAUGCAUAGAACCUAAUACUCACGUUUCCUACGUACAAUAUGUUAUCUGUACAUUUGAUGCACAUAGAAAAGCUUUUACAUGUAAGCCACCAAGAAAAAUUAGUAUUACGAAUCAUCCUGAAAAGAUGAUUUGCAUCAGAAAGGAUUUCCGAAUGUUUAAUUGUUUUUGGGUAGUACAAGAAAAUGUUCGUGAAAAUGUCACCUACAAAAUUAAAAUUCGUUAUACAUUUGGAUAUAAUGAGAAUUACUCAAAAUGGUCGAAGUACAGUUUUUAUAAUUCUGAAAAUCUAGAUGUACCAACACUGGAGUGUAGUUUCGAAAAUAAAUGGACCGUCUUAAAAUGGAAUGUUCAUAUACCUGAAGUUUAUCUGAGUGGUCGAUAUUAUGUGCUUUACAUCUACAGUGAUGGUGUGUUUUUGGAGAAGAAAACCAUUCCUGCUGAUGGUAAAAAGGUGUAUCAUUAUAGAGGAGUGUAUGAAGAAUUAUCGUUUAAGAUGAAAGUAUGUGCUGCUGGUGGAAUAUGCAGCUUGCUGAGUAAAUCUUGUAGACCAGUUGUUACUGACACUCAAAUUGGCGACUCUAGUGAGAAAACAGUAUACAUCAUCAUAGCUAUUCUUAUUGCAUUAAUCACCAUCGCAUUUACUGUGAUUGCUGUCGCGUAUAUCAGACAGAAAAGGAGAAGUCAAAGAUUUAUCGUUAGUGAAAGCAGGGUUGACUUGCAAGAAGUGGAUAACACAGUGGAUAUUUCACCAUACAGUACUUUCACCCCACAAUAAAAACAGCAUAUGUUGUUACGAUGAGUUUUAACCUAUCAGUACAAUGAACAGAAGAGAAACUGCUAUUUAGAUAUCUUUGGGAAGAAAUAUUCCAAAUUUAUUCUUCGAGAAGUUUUAAAGAGCAUUAAAGUCAAAUAUUGUGUCUAUAUAUUUUGAUAAUACACCCGUUUCUUUUUAAUGUCUCCUUUGCAGUUAUCUGUUCUGCAUAAUAACGUUGUAUAACAUUUGUACGUUCUUCAGUUCUUUAUUUGGAAACGCCUUUUUUAUCAAGUGUUAAAGCGAGAAAGAAAUGACGUGGGUUAAAUUUGGCGAGUAAUAAAUUUUGUUAAAUUUCGCGAGUAACAAAAAGAAGGUUUUAAUUUUUAUAAAAAACGAGUCAGAGUAAAAGAGAGAGCUGCAAAAUGAAAUAUCUAUCAUGUGCAUAUUUCAUAAAGUAGUUUUUGAAAGAAUUGCGCUCAGAAUCCACUUGAUCAAAACUGUUUUUGAUUUUUUAAAGAAAUUGAUGAAUUUUGCUUUAAAUUUGGUGUGGAUUUAAAUUAGCGUAUUUUGAUUCGCCAAUUUAGCAAGAUUGUAUCUAAGGCUUUUUUAACUAUUUUAUAAAAGAGUAUAAAUAGACUUGUAGAUGUACUGUAUUUUUUGCUUUUGUAAAGGGGCUACGAAACGGCUGUUUGUUUUCGACUUUAGUGACUUACACGAAAGUCGAGCUACUGGCAGUGGAAACUGAGAACAAAAAAAAACAACUAAAUCAUAUUAAAUAUUAUAUUGGGCAUCUAAAUAUAACUAAAAAAUGACAAAGUAUGUCCCUAUAUACAUUGGGUAUUCAUGAUUUAUUUGAUAUAAGUUCUUACCUUACUUUUAACUCAAAUUUUCUAAUAAAAUAAACUUCAAACUUUUUGAACUAGUUAGCUAGCUAUGUCCGAAAUUUUUCUUAGAAGCAUGUAAGUUUGUUAUACAUAAACCACGCAACCUGUUUAUGAUAAACAGGUUGCGUGGUUCCGCUGCUGUGUGGUUCCAAGCGUGUAUAAUGAGUGGUCUGUUUUUUACACGCCAUUCUGCAGAAAUUGCGGGGAUUAAGAACUUGUAGCCUAUUUAUUAUAAGUAACUAUUAUAUAAAAUUUUAUUGUUUUAUGAAUUUUUGAAAGUGAUUCAAUGCAA
Molecule: messenger RNA, 2451 nt
Organism: Hydractinia symbiolongicarpus
Lineage: Eukaryota; Metazoa; Cnidaria; Hydrozoa; Anthoathecata; Hydractiniidae
Exons: 10
Coding region: 88-1296 (402 amino acids)
Source: RefSeq, a predicted model, not a curated record